AUGGUGGAAUGUGAUGCACAUAAUCAUGUUCUUGCACAACAUAUGGAGGGUCAUGCAUAUGCAAUGCGGCUAAAUGAAACUGAAGYUCAACUAGUURAARAUCUAUCAGCCCAACAUGUCAAGCCACGACACAUUUUAUCCACGUUAAAGGGUAGACAUACGGGAAAUGCAUCUACGUCAAAAACAAUAUACAAUGAACAACAAAAGAUUAAGACAACAAACGAUGCAAGAAGACCACAAAUGCAGGUUGUUGUUGAUUUUUUUGUUAACAAAAAUUAUGAUUUUGAGACUCGUGUUAAUGACGAAACAAACGAGUUGGAAGAUUUAUUCUUCAUUCAUCCAAGAUCAUUUGAGCUUUGGCGUGCAUUCCCACAAGUGUACGACAUGCCUCUUCUUGAGAUAGUUGGUGUAACAUCGACUAACCUGACAUUUUGCAUAGCAUUUGAGGCAUCAAGAAUCAACGAGGCAUAG
Messenger RNA from Cynara cardunculus var. scolymus (artichoke), 471 nucleotides. RefSeq lists its product as uncharacterized. The record is from RefSeq and is a predicted model, not a curated record. The transcript is spliced from 2 exons. The coding region runs from base 1 to 471 and encodes 156 amino acids. Lineage: Eukaryota; Viridiplantae; Streptophyta; Magnoliopsida; Asterales; Asteraceae.